AUGUCCUUUCCCACAAACCCUCACCGUGGCCGCCUCGCAGCAACCACUACAACCGCAAACGUAGAAUGCCAUAAACAAGUUCGUUCAUGGCGGCUCCUUCGCAUCAUCGUCCAAGUUCUCAUACCAUCUUGCUACUGCACGCUCGUAGAACCAAAUUAUAAUCAAGAAGACAAAUCCCACCACCAAAUCAAACCACAAACCUCUUCCGCUACCACACAAGUCUCCUCUUUCACCGGAACAAUCUUUGGUUUCCGCCGUGGCAAAGUAAACUUCUCCAUCCAAGCAACGAACUCCAAAACCCUAAAUCCAAUAAUUAUCCUCUUAGAGCUCACCGUCCCAACCGAGGUAUUAGCCGGCGAAAUGCGAGGAGGCGUGCUAAGAAUCGCUUUUGAUUCAAACAAUAACGAGGGUAAGAUUUGUCAUCUUCUUACAAUACCUUUAUGGAACAUGUAUUGCAAUGGUCGGAGAGUCGGUUUUGCCAUCAAAAGAGAGCCUUCAAAAUCCGAGCUAGCCGCCUUGAAGGUGCUUACUCCGGUGACUGAAGGAGCCGGAGUUGUUAACGGUGAAGAGAUUAACCGAGAUAAGAGUGGUCAUAUGAUGUACCUAAGAGCGAGUUUCAAACGAGUUUUUGGAUCGUUUAAUUCGGAAUCCUUUCAUCUCAUCGAUCCACGUGGGAUUAUCGGACAAGAACUAAGUAUCUUCUUUUUUAGAUCGUCACACAAAUGA
Brassica oleracea var. oleracea is the source of this 726-nucleotide messenger RNA. Its product is annotated as protein MIZU-KUSSEI 1-like. NCBI's taxonomy places the organism in Eukaryota, Viridiplantae, Streptophyta, Magnoliopsida, Brassicales, Brassicaceae. The record is from RefSeq and is a predicted model, not a curated record. The transcript is spliced from 2 exons. Gene Ontology annotation, biological process: hydrotropism. Bases 1 to 726 code for a protein of 241 amino acids.